This is a messenger RNA of Fusarium mangiferae, 2235 nucleotides long. RefSeq lists its product as uncharacterized. Gene Ontology annotation, cellular component: mitochondrial inner membrane. Gene Ontology annotation, biological process: mitochondrion inheritance. Lineage: Eukaryota; Fungi; Ascomycota; Sordariomycetes; Hypocreales; Nectriaceae. Bases 1 to 2235 code for a protein of 744 amino acids. The record is from RefSeq and is a predicted model, not a curated record. The transcript has 2 exons.
AUGGCCAAGGGUAUCCCCUCUUCUCUGAUCGGGCGUUGCUCUGGUAUCUGCUUCAAUUCUUCUCCAGCAACAGCCUCUUCGGUCACCAUACGUCCUCUUGCAGAAAUCAGUCGGAAAUGGUCAUUCUUACCGGCGACAAUCGUGCUCUCAAAUACUCGAUUUAUUCAUUCCCACCGAAAAUGUCAGACUUUUGAUCCAAUCUCAGACAAAGCGUCGUUGCCUGUCACGCCAGCCUUUUUAUUGCGCCAUGCAUUUCAACCUCGAAAAUAUGUUCCCGAGCGAAUAACCCCUCUUACAACGCACGCCUCAACUCGUAAAAUAUCCCACUGGUCAUAUUGGUCAUCGAAGCCAUGGCAACAGCAACGAUUGUACAGUGGCGGUGGCAGUGGUCAGGGUAAUGGAUCAAAAUGCUCCUGCGGCAAGGAUAUCACGGGUGUUUCCACCACACCAGCUAAAACAACAGAAGAUCUGGAAAGGGUCAAGGCUUCGACAUUGAACGAAACAAGCAAAGAUGCUCCCAGUCAGCUGGGGAAACAAGACCCUACGGGGUCGGAUUCUGAGCCAGUCUCUUACAUGUCCUAUCUACACCUGCCGAGAAUGCCGCAUCGGCCAACCAAAGAGGAACUGCUCGAGGCCGCCAACGGCUUUUGGCAGCGACUCAAGGUUCGUUUAAAAUGGGUGUCGAUUAGAAGUAUGAGACCGUGGAAUAUUGACGAAUGGGGUGCUUUUGUUUCAUGGUUUCUUUUCGGCCACCUCGCUUGGAUUAUUGUCGGAACAACCACAUUCUUCUCCCUGAUCAUUUUGUCAAUUAACACCGUUGUUGCCCAAGAAACCCUCGCGCAAUGGGUAGGUGACUAUUUGACACAGUCUGCUGGCGUCACCGUUGUUUUCGAGUCUGCUAUUGUUCCCAAGUGGCGUGAUAAUGUUAUCUCUUUCCGCAACGUUUUUGUGUCCCGACGACCUGGCCAAGGCAACGUCUCAUCCGUGAGCAAGGGCUCAUCAGAUGCUGCCGCCGAGGCUGCUGCCGGCCGCAAAGCAGAUCUCGUGGGAACGUCUGAAACUGAGGACGAUGGAAACUACACUCAAUUUGACGUCACUCUUUCAACGGUCAAUGUCACGUUAUCAUUCCUGAACUGGUGGAAUGGCAAAGGAUUGUUGAAAGAUGUUGAAAUCAAGGGUGUUCGCGGUGUCAUUGACCGAACUUCAGUGACAUGGCCAGCCGAGGAGGUCGAUCCUCUGUCAUAUCGUCACAAGCACCAACCAGGAGAUUUUGAGAUCGAAAAGUUCAAGAUGGAGGACCUAUUACUCACCGUUCAUCAACCUGGCGGGUUCCGGCCAUUCUCUAUCAGCAUCUUCUCUUGCGAGCUGCCCCAGCUUCGCAAGCAGUGGCUAUUUUAUGAUUUCCUUUCAGCCAACCACAUGUCAGGAUCCUACGAUGGGUCGCUGUUUACGAUCCAUCCCCGACAAGUCCACGGCGUGGUACCCAGUGGUAAUGGUGACCCAGAAGCUUCGGUCGGCUUUGGUGAUCCAAAGGCGUGGAAAAAGUUCAGUCGACUCCGAAUUGAUGGUUUGAAAAUAGACCAUCUCAACCGCGGUGUUGAGGGCCCUUUUGGCUGGAUAUACGAAGGGAAUGUUGAUAUUGUUGCUGAUGUUAUGUUUCCCGCUGACACCGACGAGAGCAUCACCAAGGUCAUGGCCGACUUCUACGACCAGCUUGAAGAAAUCGUCGACACAAAUAGGCACCGCUUCAUGCGCAACAUCCAAGAGCAAGGCCCUGCUCUUCUUACAUCAGGACACCUUUCAGACUCAGCUGGAGAUAUCCACGGCGAAAAGCCAGCCGCCGAGCCACAGACAAGUGAGGAUGAGCGUCGCUACCUCAUCAUGGACCUCCGAAUCUCCAUGAACGAUGUCAAAGCUGCAGUCCCUCUCUUCACCAAAGAUAUGUCUUACGUCAAUCAGGCACUGGUCCGUCCUAUCGUUGCUUAUAUCAACGCGAAGAAGACAUAUAUACCAAUCAAUUGCCGUAUCGUGAAACGAGCCAGCGACUUCGAUGGUAGCUGGUCGAUCUUUGACUGUGGUCUAAUGAACGAUAUGUCAGCGGAGACCUACGAUGCAUUUGCGAAUGACGUCGAAAACCAACAGAGCCGUGUUCGGCGGUUCAAAAAGGUUGGGUUCUGGACCUUGUCGCUAGCGGUUCAUGCCCUCUUUAUGGGAAUGGCAGGCAACGUGGUGUGA